ACGCAGACCCAAAUACUCCAUAAAACUUGAAUGAGUGACGCGUGGCCCAUUCACAGAGUCGAAAGAACAAACAAGGAAGGAGGAAUACAAAAGCAAGGCAGUUGGGAUCCGUAAAGUCGCACCUUUUUACGUUCUCAGAAUAAUUCAGCUGAAAACAAGGACCCAAUAACCCCAUACACAACAACAAUAGAAUUGCAUAUUACACAAUUGCUUAACUUUUCUUUCUCAUACACAACAACAACACCACUCUCUCUCAUUCUCUCUGUGCUUGUUCUACUUUGUUUGGCUUUUAUUUUUUUGAUAGGAUAUAUCUGUGGGAGAGGGAAAUGGGGAGGAGUAUGAUGGGGUAUUUGGCCAUGAAGACUGAUCUGGCCACGGCCGAAUUGAUCAAUUCCGACAUCGAUGAGCUCAAGAUCGCUGCUAAGCGCCUCCUUAACCACGCCACCAAUCUCGUUGGCCUUGGCUUCGGCACUAGCUUACUCAAAUGGGUUGCCUCCUUUGCGGCUAUUUACUUGUUGAUUUUGGACCGAACGAAUUGGAGAACAAACAUGCUGACUUCACUUCUAGUCCCUUAUAUUUUCUUUAGUCUUCCUUCGGCUUUGUUCAGCUUCCUAAGAGGAGAUUUUGGGAAAUGGGUUGCUUUCAUUGCAGUUGUACUGAGGCUUUUCUUCCCUCGACAUUUCCCAGACUGGCUGGAGAUGCCUGGGUCAUUGAUUCUUCUUCUGGUUGUUGCUCCCAACUUCUUUGCACAAAGCCUAAGGAACAGCUGGGUAGGUGUCGCUAUAUGUCUUAUCAUCGGUUGUUACCUGCUGCAAGAGCACAUCAGGGCAUCUGGUGGAUUCAGAAAUUCCUUCACUCAAAGCCAUGGUGUAUCAAACACUCUAGGGAUUAUCCUCUUGUUAGUAUAUCCAGUCUGGGCACUGGUACUCCACUUCAUCUAGGCUUUAUCAUAGCCCUCAUCUGUGAACUGUCUUUUGGUCCAGAAUUUGAAAUAUUAAGUUAUUAUUUGUAUUAGAUGUCAUGUUAUUUAGUAAUCAUAUGUUAGAUGAACCAAUUUACUGGCAAUAGCAACUUUGCUUUGUUAUCUUAACUUGGGUUGUGAUUCAACCCUGUGGAAUGUAGUAGAACUCUCCCACUCCAGUCCUUGCUGAUUUGAAAUGAUCAUUUAUCAGUAUC
Camellia sinensis is the source of this 1176-nucleotide messenger RNA. NCBI's taxonomy places the organism in Eukaryota, Viridiplantae, Streptophyta, Magnoliopsida, Ericales, Theaceae. The record is from RefSeq and is a predicted model, not a curated record.